Hemicordylus capensis (graceful crag lizard) is the source of this 2963-nucleotide messenger RNA. It is a transcript of the gene CDC23, whose product is annotated as cell division cycle 23. Lineage: Eukaryota; Metazoa; Chordata; Lepidosauria; Squamata; Cordylidae. The transcript is spliced from 16 exons. Gene Ontology annotation, biological process: cell division. Gene Ontology annotation, cellular component: anaphase-promoting complex. The record is from RefSeq and is a predicted model, not a curated record. Bases 61 to 1836 code for a protein of 591 amino acids. Gene Ontology annotation, molecular function: protein binding.
GCGCGCGCUCGAGGAGUGAGACUUCAACUCUGGUUGGCUGGAGCUGGUGACUCUGGAAAGAUGGCGGCGUCUAGUGCAGUUGCGACAGUCGGGGCCGGUGGCUCAACCAGCGCGGAUUUCGCUGAUCUGCGGGAGAUUAAGAAGCAGCUGCUGGACGUGGCGGAGCGCAGCCGAGAGCGUGGCUUGCAGCAUAGCGGGAAAUGGGCCUCAGAGUUGGCUUUUGCCCUGGACCCUCUGCCAUUGAAUGAGCUGCCUCCUGCACCCGCACUCACAGAGGAAGAUGCUCAUGAUUUGGAUGCCUAUACCCUUGCUAAGUCUUACUUUGAUCUGAAAGAAUAUGACAGAGCAGCUUACUUCCUCCGGGGCUGCAAGAGCCAGAAGGCUUAUUUCUUGUAUAUGUACUCCAGAUACCUGUCAGGUGAAAAAAAGAAGGACGAUGAAACUGUGGAUAGUCUAGGUCCCUUAGAGAAGGGACAGGUGAAGAAUGAUGUUCUAAGAGAGUUACGGGUAGAGCUUAGCAAGAAACACAAAACACGAGAACUGGAUGGAUUUGGCCUUUAUCUGUAUGGAGUUGUGUUGCGAAAGCUGGACCUAGUGAAAGAGGCCAUUGAUGUGUUUGUUGAAGCCACCCAUGUUUUGCCAUUGCACUGGGGAGCCUGGCUGGAGCUUUGUAACUUGAUCACAGACAAAGAGAUGCUGAAGUUCCUGUCCUUGCCAGAUACCUGGAUGAAGGAAUUCUUCCUGGCACACAUCUACACGGAGCUGCAGCUCAUAGAGGAAGCCUUGCAGAAGUACCAGAGUCUUAUUGAUGCAGGUUUUUCCAAGAGCACCUACAUUAUCUCCCAGAUUGCAGUGGCCUAUCACAAUAUUCGAGAUAUUGAUAAAGCUUUGUCCAUCUUCAAUGAACUGAGAAAACAAGACCCUUACAGGAUUGAAAAUAUGGAUACCUUUUCUAAUCUGCUCUAUGUCAGGAGCAUGAAGCCUGAACUGAGCUAUUUGGCUCACAAUCUUUGUGAGAUUGACAAGUACCGUGUUGAGACGUGCUGUGUGAUUGGGAACUACUAUAGUUUGCGCUCUCAACAUGAGAAAGCAGCACUCUAUUUCCAGAGAGCAUUGAAGCUGAAUCCUCGGUAUCUUGGAGCAUGGACCCUCAUGGGGCAUGAAUACAUGGAGAUGAAGAACACAUCAGCAGCUAUUCAGGCAUACAGACAUGCCAUCGAGGUGAACAAAAGGGACUACAGAGCAUGGUACGGACUGGGGCAAACAUAUGAGAUCCUCAAGAUGCCAUUUUACUGCCUGUAUUACUAUAGACGAGCCCAUCAACUCAGACCAAAUGAUUCUCGUAUGCUGGUUGCUCUUGGAGAAUGUUAUGAGAAAUUAAAUCAGCUGGUAGAAGCCAAAAAGUGUUACUGGAGAGCAUAUGCUGUAGGAGAUGUGGAAAAAAUGGCACUGGUGAAACUUGCAAAGCUCCAUGAACAGUUGAAUGAAUCGGAGCAAGCUGCUCAGUGUUAUAUCAAAUACAUCAAAGAUAUCUAUUCCUGUGGGGAGAUAGUGGAGCAUCUGGAAGUGAGCACUGCCUUCCGCUACUUGGCUCAGUACUACUUCAAGUGUAAACUCUGGGAUGAAGCAUCAGCCUGUGCCCAGAAAUGUUGUGCAUUCAAUGAUACAAGAGAAGAAGGGAAGGCCCUCUUACGACAAAUCUUACAGUUGCGAAAUCAAGGAGAGACGUCGUCCACAGAGAUUGCCACGCCUUUUCUCCUUCCUUCUUCAUUGUCUGCCAACAAUACUCCAACACGCCACGUGUCACCAUUGAACUUGUCUAAUAUUACACCUUAAACUGUGCCUGCCUCUCUGAGCCAGUCUGAGUUGUAAGGGAAAUCCAGUGGGAACCUGGAGCACCACCUUGUUCUGGGCAGGGGUCUAUAUUCAGUGCUGCCUCCUUGAGAGGGCUGAAUGCUGAUAGCUCAUUGUUGGAGAUACCUUUUGAACUGCAGCAGUCAAAUGUUAGUGGGCCAGACUGAUCUGUUUGAGUGAACUGAAUCCACUUGACUCUUCUUCAACCCUCUCUUCUUAUUGGUAUGACAUCUUAGUGUAAGAAGAGGACUCUCUAUGGCCUCUCUCUCUAUACUGAAGUUGGGUUAGAGUUCCUUCUCUGCCUCUCUCAACGGCUUUCCAGAGUGUCUGCUACACAGCAUAAAUGGAUCAGUUUUGGUUAGAAGGGAAAAUAGCACCUUACGCUUAGUGGGAAAUACAAGAAAUAUGUACUUGAGUUGCUGGACACUAAUCCUUUUGCUUUAGAUUAGCUGGCUGGUGAAAGGAGCCAGGGUAAACAGCAUGGAUAGGAAAGUCAUUUUUUUGCACGAUGGUUUUUUCCUUGUAUGAACAACAAAUGUAGUCCAGUCAGUUAUGGAAGGGCAUGAAUGAAAAUCCUAGCAAUUGAUGUACACCUCUUCAGUAUCCUGUGAUGCCCAUUCUGUGCCACUGCUGAUGCUGUUGUUGUUUGGCUUGAUAAUACAGAGUGGUGUGAUGGUUCAAGUAAAGGAUGUUGAAAAGAAACUAUUAAUAAUAACUGUUAAGCCGGCAGUGCAGUAUUGUCAUUGCUUUUCCCUAUGUGCUGACUCCAGAAAUGUCAGCAGAGCUAUUCGAAAAGAGAGGUAUAACAUGUCAACUGUGUAUUAGGAACAAAACAGAACUAUUCCUUGAGAACCACUUUGUUCUGUUCCUUGAAAUAGGAGCUGAUGGGUUGUAAACGAGUGCCCUAUCAGGAUACAGACCAAGUGUUGAAUAUGAUCUUGACACCUAAAAUAAUGGCUGUUGUAAAAGAGUAGAGCCAAAUAAUGUUAUAGUUUGCUGAAGCCAACAAUGUUGGGAAUGUAAAACAAAGACUCAUUGGUAGCUAAGCAGCAAGUGGUAAUGGAACAACCUUAAGUUCUACUUCCACCAUUAAAUUGGUUUUAUCUGUG